AUGUCUACCCAAAACACUCUCCGUCGCACCCGUCCAUCAAAUGCAGCCGCUCGGCCUGGCCAGAUAGUGCUUGACGCAAAGAUCAAGAGGCGUACCAAGGCGCAAAAGGCCGCCGACGACCUUGCCCUCAAGGAAGCGCAGGAAGCGCAGGAAGCACAGGUCCAAAAAGGGCUGGAACGCUUGGCUAGUAUGCAAAAUGAGAUGGAGAAAGCGCAGGAAGAAUUGCUCAACAAAAAGGUGAUCCCCGUUCGGCCCAAGCCAAGGGCUCGCAAGGCGACUAAGCCUGUAGUAAGGCGUGGUGUUGAUCAUACUGAUAACAUCAUUGAGGCUGAUGAAGCAAAUGACCUCCAGGAGGUUGUCGAGACCAUGGAGGCUGUCGGGACCAUGGAGGCUGUCGAGAACAUGGAGGAUGGAACCACAGGAGCAAAAAAGAAGAAGGUAACGAAGAAAGGUGGAAAGGCGCUGAUAAAGGAUGCUAUCAGUAACAUGCAAAAGAAGAUCAACGAACCAUCAUCAAAAUUGGAAGGUGAUAACGCCAAUAACGUGGCACGUGUAUCUGAUGGGAAAGAUACGCCAGCACCUUUCAAUGCUACCACUCAGAAAUUCGCAUUGGGUGGCUGGGUGACCAAUUGGAUUUCAGGCGUCAAGCCCGGGAAAUCAGAACCCAUGUCCCGUGCAUCCAGCACCUCAUUUCCAACUCGAGCGCCUCCAACAUCAAUUUUCUCACAAGGCACUGCCUCCACCGCGGCAACUUCGGAUGCACAGGUUCCAAUUUGCAAGCCUGUGGCUCCUGUUGCAGAAGACCUCAUUGGCGACUUUGCAGAUGAUAUCGAUGAUACGUUGGAACGCGAGGCCACGAUUGCCCAAGGCAAGGGGAAAUCGAAGGUGGCCUCGAUAUUCGAAGAUAAUGUGGACUUCGACGAGCCUAAUGCUCCAGUAGCGCAUGAGCUGGAUGAUUCUGUGACUUCAUUCACAGAACAGGAAUGGUACUCGCAGGAGCCCAAGGCCCCAUUCAUGCAGAUCGAAAAUCGCGGGACCCUCAAGCGAAAAGCUAGCGUGGAGGACCUCUUAGAUGACGAGGAGGAGUCUAUGGUGUCUGACUGGUCCAUGGAUAUCGAAGGCCCCGAUUUUGAAGACACAUUCGAGCCCGAGCCUCCAGUGGUAGUGAAGAAGGAGAAAGAUCUUCGCACAACAUUCUCAACAUCGGUUUCGGUUGUGACUUCUGUCCCCGACAGCAAACCACCUCCUCUCAAAAAAAUCAAAUUCGGGGCAUCCGCUGCACGUGCCCACAGCACUCAUGCCAUCAAAUGCCAGCUCAACGUGGACACUGUGCCGGAGAACAUGAAACCUCGUAGCGCAUAUCGUAAUGUUGAUUUACCUGCCACAUUGCAGGUAGAUCAACGCUGGGCAAAGAAGUAUCUUCCUACCGUCAUGUUAUGGGCUGGAAGUUAUGAAGACCUCUGGACUAUCCCAGACGACGUUCUUCUCCUUCAUGCGCAGCUAAUUUUUAACGCUGUAUUCAAGGAGCUGAACAUCACUAUUGUUCACGGCGGCGCGAUUCAUUCCCUUACUGCGCAGCGAAUUUCUGAAUGGCGCAGUAACUUCGGCUCGACGGGCCUGGUCAUUAUCCUGGACUUUUUAUCACGAAACUCUGACUGUGAUUCUGUUCAACUUGCCGCCCACCUUCUCGCAGACUAUGCAUUCCUAUUCGAGGACCCCGACAAGCCAAGUCCCCUCACGACAUAUCGUUCUCCUUUCGUAUUACAGCUGGUGGGUACAGCGCAUCUUAACGCCAUCAGUGGGUACGUUGACGUUCCCGACCUCGACACACACGCACUUGCGACAAGGGCCAUCAGGAUGUCGGGCGUUAUUGCCCUUUGUGCCGCAGCAAUCGAGCGCGCCCUGGGAAUGUUCGCAAACAAAAACUUGAAAGUCAAGGAUAUAUUGGCGUCCAGUGCCAGAGGUAAACUCGUCAUCAAACUACCCAAAGUGCUCAACAAGGUCACCGGGAAGAUGACCAAUGCCCCGUUUUUGUUUUCAGCAGCUCGCUGGGCCAAAGUCACCACAUCAUUCAUGAAGUCUAUCUCGAGCAAGCCUGCUGGGUAUGUAGAGACCACAGUACAGAUGGCGCGUGCUUGUACUGCCUUAAACGACACCAUCGAAUCACCGCAGGACUCGCUUAAUGACGACGAGUCGGAGGACGAUGAACGCGCUAUGCUUUUUGUACCUGUUGACGAGUGCGGCACCGAUAACUCGGAAUCGUUGGAGUUCCAGGACUCCCCUGCACCCUCUAUUCGUGACGGAAAGAGGGUAGGGAAUCUCUCCGAGGCCGACUGGUCAGCUGAAAACCUGGACAGAGAAGAUGACGAGCCUGAGGUUGAUGAAUUGAACGACGGGUCUGAUGGUAGUGAUCACUCGGUACUAGAAAUGACUGACGUGGAUGAUAUCUCCUCGGGUCCUGCUGCGUUCGCGUUCGUCAAUAUGGACUCUGCAUCAUUCAAUACUUCUCGUAAACGGAAACGAGAGUCCAAGUCCCCUCAGGCUGCACCCAUGGAAAAAUACAAACACAAUAGAUUCGUGCCGCAGGGCCACCUCUCCGACAAAACGAUUGAUCAGAUACUCACCGGAAAACAGAAGAAAACCAAAGGAAAGGCUAGGAAAUCCAGUGUCGGAGUGAGUGACACUAGCGAAGAUGAGGAAAGUAACGCACCGCGAAGAUUCACGGUAUAUGUUCAAGUGUGGUCCGAGGCACCAAUAGAAAAAAAGUCAGGCAAGGGUGCCAAAGCGUCUGUAACGAUCGUUUCGCGGGGCCCGUGCAAAAUGGAUACAUCACGCACCUUCCAAUCCUUCAAGCACGACAUUGCGAAGGUCUUGCCAUGUCGACUAACGAUGCUUCCGGUCACGAAGUUCGAAUGGAAAUUCGAAAAUCAGGCCCAGAGUGCUCCGCGCAAGAAGAUCGCAGAUGAACCCGGUUACGAGGCACUUCUUGACGCCGUCAAGGCAAAACGAGCAGCCGAGAAUAUUGUCAUAUGGCUAUACACUCCGAAACCUGCAAAAGACGAACAAGAUUGGGAUACGGGUGAUCCAGACUACGUCGAGCGUCCAUUCAACUUCGAUGAAGAAACAGCUGGUACUCACACUACCAAAGGAAUGAUUGAUGACAUGUCUACUAAACGAAGGAAGGCUGAGGCCGAACUCGAAUCACUGUAUCCAGUUGGCAGAUAUCCGCUUUUUCCACAACUACGUGUUUGGCAUGACGAGAGGAUGGGCUCGUAUUUUGAGCUGACUGAGAUACGAAUGAAGGUUUGGGCAAAUUCAAUUGCAGCAGGAAGAGCUGAUACCUCAGCACCUCCAACCACGAGGCAUUUCACUGAAAAACUCAAGGUGCCACGUCCUCCACCCGAUGCACCUCGUUCAACAUUCGGUGAAUUUCAUCGUCAGCGCCAACUGGAGCAGGCCCUCGAAGGCCAGGAACUAGCUCCUCCACCUCCACUCCACGGUCCUCCACCUCCGAGUCUACAUGGUCCUCCCGUGCCUGCACAUCCAUAUGGUCCUCCAUUCCCGGGGUCUCAUGUCCACGGUCCUACUAUGCACCAGCUUUUUCAUCCGGCUCAAUAUAUGCACUCUCCGUACAUUGGUGGGUAUCCGUAUGGGCCAUUGCCCUAUUACUCAGCUAUGCGCGAUCACACACAACCCCAAGCAGCAAUCGUUCCACCUACUGGCGAGGUACCUUCAGCAUCUUCGUCUCCCGGUACAACAACUUCUCACGCUGUAUCACUGUCUGAGUUUUGCACCAAGUAUCAUGUUUCUACCAGCGACGAAGCGAAGCUCACAGCUCUCGAAUAUCAGCCUGGAAACAGAGCUGUCGAGACACUUGACGAGAAGGAAUGGCGGGAACGCCAUAAAGUCGGGCACUUGGUCCAAAUGAUUCUGUAG
Messenger RNA from Suillus clintonianus, 3936 nucleotides. RefSeq lists its product as uncharacterized. Bases 1 to 3936 code for a protein of 1311 amino acids. The transcript is spliced from 12 exons. The record is from RefSeq and is a predicted model, not a curated record. Lineage: Eukaryota; Fungi; Basidiomycota; Agaricomycetes; Boletales; Suillaceae.